Pieris rapae (cabbage white) is the source of this 7242-nucleotide messenger RNA. RefSeq names its product chaoptin (gene chp). Gene Ontology annotation, cellular component: extracellular matrix. NCBI's taxonomy places the organism in Eukaryota, Metazoa, Arthropoda, Insecta, Lepidoptera, Pieridae. Gene Ontology annotation, molecular function: protein binding. The record is from RefSeq and is a predicted model, not a curated record. The transcript has 29 exons. The coding region runs from base 380 to 4501 and encodes 1373 amino acids.
GCCUUACUCAGCUUCGCACAUGUGCCGAGUUAGCUGACAUUUGCGUAGUUUGCCCCGCGCCGCUGACAAGUACGCGCGCGUCGUGUUCCAAUUUUAAAAAAAAUUGUGUUUUUAUUUUCUGUUGUUAAUUUGAAAAUCGAACGUGGUUCAAGCUGUGAUAAAAAUAUCGUGAAUAAAAAAAGUUAAUUGGUGACCUCGAGUUUUCCCCGGAGCAUUGCUAUAGCAACGGAUGACGUCAAGUUCAGGGGCGAUACAUUUAUCGAGACCGGAAAAGGAAACCAUUGGCAACGAUUUUAAGACUAGUUUAAUGUAAAGUGAAGUGAAGUGUAGUGAAUAGUGACGCCGAUGUAGGUUUAUGGGAAAGUGCACUUAAUACAAAAUGGGUUUAAUGGCAAUCAUCAAAUUAGGCUAUACUAUGGUAAUAGUCGCAUUCCUGUUAAUGAUAUGGGCGUCACUAUCAGGGGCUUUAGAAUUACACGUAGAUACGGGACACCCACCAUGCUUAUUUCAAGCCCUUUGUACCUGCUCCAAGCCCGCUGGGGACCUGGGAAUUGUGACCUGUAAUUACGUACCGAUCCUGAAAGUCCCGGCCGCAGUGAACAACUCCAAGGUCUUCACACUUCAGCUCACUGGGAAUAGGAUCAGGGAUCUGGAGCCCCAGUUCUUUCAAGCAACAGGGCUUUAUCGAUUGGCGAUUAAUGAAAAUCCACUAGAGUCGAUUCACGAGGAAGCUUUCUAUGGUCUGGACAACACAUUAUGGGAACUGGAACUGAAGCAGGAUAGAUUGGCGGCAGUGCCGAGCCGAGCGCUGAGGUAUCUGCAGAAGCUUCGCUUGCUGGACCUCUCGGGCAAUGAAAUAACCGAUAUCUCUGGAGAUAACUGGCGUGGCUUGGAGAACACACUGCAUACGUUGAUACUGUCUGACAAUUCCAUCGCGAGUAUACCACUUGACGCGUUUUCUGGUCUUCCAAUGCUGGACACCCUGGACUUGAGGGGCAACCAUCUAUCUGUUAUUGAUAGUGGUGUCUUCCGUGAUGGAAUGCAUCGAUUGAAUAAGCUCCUUCUAGGCAACAACCAACUGACUUUGAUUCCGUACGAGGAACUGUCACCACUACGUCAGCUUCGUUACUUGGAUCUGUCUAAGAACUUGAUAAAGCAAGUUCCGCCCGCCCAUGAGCUGAACGGCAUUACUUUAUCUCUCGAUACUUUGAGAUUGGACAAUAACAUCAUCAGAAUACUUCUGCCGGGUUCGUUCAAAUACUUCAAUGUGUUGAAUACGACAAGCCUGGACGGAAACCCAAUAUAUACUAUAAGAGAAGACGCAUUCCGAAAUGCUAAAAUUCGUUCUCUCUCGUUACGGGACUGCGGGGUCACGGAAUUAUCACCUGCGUCAUUCGCUGGUUUGGAAAAUACACUGCAAAACCUGGACUUAUCUGAAAACAACCUCACAAUGAUCUCAAAAUUCAUGCUGAACAAAUUGGAUUCACUGAGAUUCCUAAAUCUGAGGGAGAAUAAGGUGGACACCAACCUCCUAUCGACUGGCAACCCCUCAGACUUCUCGGUGACAUCAGUGAAUAAUUUCCAAUACAAACUCUUCUAUUUGGACAUCAGUGGAUCGUCUCCAAUUGAAAUGAGUCUGCAGGAUAUACGAAGAAUGCGCUCUCUCCGAUACUUAGCAGUGAGUAAGCUAAUUCGUCGCAGCAUCAGCUCAGAAGACUUUAUCGAAUAUGGUUUAGAGCUGGAAGACCUUAAAAUAUUCGGAAGCACCAUCACCAAAAUUGAGGCCAGUGCUUUCCAGCACGUGAGGACGAUCAAAAGCCUGGACUUAUCUGAAAACGAAAUCGACUUUAUCGACCCGUUUGCGUUUGCAGAGCUUCAUAGCCUAACGACCUUGAAAAUAGCGAACGGAUUAGCUGAUUCGGUAAAAAUUCUACCUUUUGAGCCGCUUAAAGCGCUAAACGAGUUGCAGCAUUUGGACUUGAGCAAUAACAAACUGAAAAAUGUUCCCGAUACAUCCUUCCAUUUCCUUUACAACGUGAGGACACUGAAUCUUCAAGACAAUCUUAUCGAGCACUUUUCUAAGGGAACUUUGCAGGGUGACAUCCACCGACAAUUACAAGGCAUAUACCUAUCGUUUAACAAAAUGACGAAAAUUGUUCAGCACACUUUCGUAGAUCUUAGAGAACUACAGGAGAUACAAAUCGAAGACAACUUGAUAGAUACCAUUGAAAGACGGGCGUUUAUGAGCGUUGAUAACUUGAAAGUGAUCAGGCUGCAGGGUAACAGGCUUAGAGAUAUUAGCGAAGAAGCCUUCCAAAAUCUACCAGCUUUGAAAGAGUUAGAUAUAUCUUUCAACCGUCUAGAGAUGUUUAAGUUCUCGAUAUUUGAUCAAGUCGGUUCUGCAACUGCCCUUAAAGUGAACGCAUCCUUCAACCAAAUAGUGUCGUUGACUGAUUCCAAUGCACCAAGUUUCUUUUCAUCCAACUUCUACCCACCACCUAAAGCGCAAAGCUUAAUAUCAGUGGAUGAUCAAGAAAAUACAGAUAAGGGUAAAUUACCGCACGGCCAAGCUGUAACAGCGUCGCCGUAUCGUUUGUUUUGUCUCGGAACAGUAUCAGUUAAUAUAAGAGUAUUGGAUUUCUCUCACAACAAUAUCUCCUACAUUGCUCCAUAUUACUUUAGGCAUGCUGACCUAACGUUAUCUGAACUGCAUCUGUCACAUAACCAAAUAAGAAAUAUUACAAGAGAAGUGUUUGGAUCUAUGCUAAUGUUACAGUACCUUGAUUUGUCUCAUAACCAAAUAUUCCAUAUGGAAUACGAUUGUUUUAAAAAAGUCAAAAAUUUGCAGAUGGACAUAUGUGGACUCGGGCUUGGUUUAAUCAUUAAUGGUUAUUUACGAAUUUUGAAUCUAUCACAUAAUCAUCUGAUUGAACUUCCGGUUGAAGUAUUCCACGAUAUGCAAAUGUUGACCUCAGUUGAUCUUUCCCAUAAUCGUAUUCGGAAUCUGGCUGACAAUCUCAUUUUGUCGGCAAAUUUAGAAAGGUUGGACUUAUCAAACAACGACUUAUCAAGGAUGCCAACGAACGCAUUAUCACCAGGUGCCGCUGCAAAUCUUGUGGAACUAGAUCUUAGCAGCAACACGGUACCUGCUGUAGCCAUUCCUGACUUGGUCCAGCGAUUUAGGAACUCCGAGGCCGGCGAGUUUUGGCCCGAGGAAAACGACUACAACGAUGAUUACAUGUACCACACCGCUAGGCGAGACCAAUCCAGAGUCUUCCACCAUAAAAAGCAAUAUCCGCAGAACAUAUUCUACAAGUCUUUGGCAUGGUUAGAUCUAUCCAAUAAUCAUUUGGUAAGAAUUGAGAGUGGCGCGUUCGGCGCGUUACCAAAACUUCGUUGGUUGGAUUUGAGCAACAACUUGCCGUUUAACGGUGACCGAAGUGGAAAUAUAUUCAAAGGACUGGAGCGGAGAUUGUCUUAUUUGGGACUUAAGAAUGUCAGCUUGCAAGUUAUACCAUCUCUACCACUUCCGAAGUUGAAAACUCUGGACCUAUCGUACAACAAUCUCCACUCAAUUCCAACCGACACAACUGCCAAUUUGACGCGUCUAAGAGCACUCGACUUAUCAUACAACGACCUAACUAAAGUGCCCGUGGCUACGCAUUCGCUCAGCGAUCUUCGCUGGUUAUCACUAUCGGGCAAUCCAAUCACAGCCCUCAUGAACACCAGCUUGUAUGGACUAUCACCACGACUGGAAUACCUUGAUGUCACCAGACUUCGUCUGAGUAUUUUAGAGUAUGGCGUCUUUAGCAAAAUGUAUGGAUUGAGAACUCUAAAGCUUUCUGUGAACGGAAACGUGAGAGACUUCAGUAUCCCUAAAAUGACCUCACAGAACGCCGCAUUAGAGAAUUUGUUCUUGUCCGUUGAAAACUCACAAAUCGAUUUAGGAAACGAGAUGAAAGGCGAACUGCCAUGCAAAUUGGAUAACAUUACGCUAACUGGGCGAGAGUUGAAGUUCAUCUCACAGAAUCUUCUUAAUGGCGCAUGCUCCAGAGAGAUGAGGCUAACAAUUUUCAACACCAGCAUUGAGGAUAUAUCGUCUGAAGUAUUCUGGAGGCAUGGUCGUAUCAAGAACUUGUCUUUGGACCUACGGAACAAUCAGCUGAAGAGAUUACCAAACCCAGCUCGGAAGGAGUGGCCUGGAGUUCCAAACGACCUCUUCCUUGAUGACAUCCUCGUGGCUAGCAAUCCCCUUGUCUGUGAUUGUGGAAUAGGCUGGAUACAAGCUUGGGAUCGCAAACGACGCCAGUAUAUUUGUGACAGUCCAUCUAGUUGCGAUGCAUUGGACGACGUAAGACUCGCUACCUGCCCCUCUUAUCAGAACCGAACAUUGAGUGAUGUAAUUUCUAAAGAUCUGGACUGCAGCUGGAGUAAGGGAUACAGCAUUGUGUCAAACAUCAUGACUGUUCUCGGUCUGGUCGUCGCGUUCUUUGUCAUUUGAGGUUUGUUUUGGUGUUACGGACUUUAUCGCGAAUUAGUUAUGGUUCGCGACAAUAUUCGCUACUUCCGUAACUUCGUGAGGGGUGGUAACUGGGAUCACGUUAAUCUCAUCCGGGAAAAUUCGCAUGACAACAUUCGGGACGAUUCCAGUGAAAAUUCUGACAGCCUCGCUCAUGACAUUCCCCGAGGUGCCCUGAUCCCCAAAGGCAAUCCUGGGAAGCCCAAAACUGAGUAGAUGUGCCUCCACGUGGCCUAUUAGAAUGUAGUGCUAAGGUGACGCUAAGUAUUGAAAUGUGAUGUGAUCUCUAAGUAACCGAACGCUAUGUUUUCUUUUAGAAUUAUGUGCACUACUAACUACAAUAAUUUCUUUAUUAUAUUUGACAACUACAUUAGUAGUUUUAAUAAUGAAAUUAUUGUAUGCAACUAAUGUUUAAAUACAUUUUUCGCCUUUUAACUUCUAAAUCAGAAGAAGAAUCAGUCGAAACAGUCUUAUAAGGGUCUCAAUAUUAUACUUUUUAAUUUCAACACAUAUGACAAUUUUGAUAUUUUUUUUGUAUCAAAAUAUUAUUUAUUUUUAUACAAGCACAACAAAUCUUUCAAUAUUCAAUCUACCGCUUGAGUACAACUAUCGUUCAGGACUAUCAGACAAAGUGUUUGAAUAUUGUUUCUCUAGAUGGCGCUAAUACAAAUCAAGAAGUAGUUUAGUAUCACAUGACUAGGUGGUGCCAAUAAAUUACCUUCCACGACAAAUUAACACCCGGUUUAAUCUUGUUGAUGGCGUUUAAUCUCAUCUAAACUGAAUGAUGGAAUGCGCAUAUAACUUAGUUACAAUUUCCUCAAUUUGUAGAAUAUUUACUUAAUUAUAAUCGUAGACUGCAUUCGCUCGAAUGAUAUGUGUUCGUCCAUUAAUAGAGUGUAUUAUUUAUAGAUGUAUUUCCUUAUUAGGCUAGAGCUCAUUAUCAUAUUUAACUGUCACAAAUUUAUCUGACCGGAUACAUACGUAAGAACCUUCAUUAUAUAUAAGAUGCAUAGAUGUUCAAAAGAAUCUCUGGCAAUACUGAGGCCGGAAAUGUUGAGGGGGUUUAAUCAAGUUGCCUUAAAAGUGUAUGCAGACAAGGGAAAACUAAAUUUGUGUGUAAAUGUACCGACACGAACUGUCAAAACUGUGUAAUUUUCAUACAAAUUUUCCAUUUUCUGCAUACACUAUUGUUAAGAUAUCUUGACUAAGCCCCAAGGUGCAGAUAAAUUAGGACACGUCUUUUUAUGCCAAUAUAUGUUUAAAUUCCUAGAAAUAAGUCUCUUUUGAGUGUACAAAAUCGUUGGAUGUCAGUUUAAUAUUCUAUUGGUAUACUACGAUUGUUUAGAUGUUUUCAAAGUCUAAUAUAAAGUAGAAAUAUAACAUUCUAUGACAUGUUCUAUACUAUUUGUAGGUUAGGUAUUCGUUUCAUCGACCAUUAUUUGUUUCUGUUUAAUAUAUAAUAACUCUUCUGUUGUUUCUUAAUUUCUGUCUUAUUCUUCUUUUCAGAUUACCUAUCAGUUUAGAAGCAACUUAUUUUUUUGCAAGCUUGUCUUUGUAGAUAGUUCCUUAAGCUAAAUUAGGGAAAUGAGUGAAUUAAAAUUACCUCUCUUUCAGUGGUCCAUGAAUUCAGGCCUAUCGAAGCUUUUUUUCAAUGCCGUAUUUUGAGGAUUUCGUUUGCCUUUCUUUAUAUUUCUGCAUUAAGUAGACUUAAGUAUACUAUUAAAAUUUACAGCACUUUUUUGUGUGUUCAUUUCAAUUGUGUUCUUCUAGAUUUAAGUUUAUUUCUCAAGGCAUUGAAAACAAAGUUUAAUCGUAACAAUGAAUAUAUUUUGUGAUAUAUAUUAACUGUAAUCCUUCUAUUUUUGAUAAGCCUACAAUACUAUUGCUAACUUGGGAAUUGUAUGACUAGCAAAUUCUCGGUUGAAUGCUUUUUAUUUAUUCCAAAUGAAAUUUUAUUGUUAAACUUCAAAGUUAAAUUUUUAUGGAUUAAAGCAUCAUACCAAAUACUUGUUAUGUAUUUGUAUAGUAUUAUUAUUAUAUUUAAAGUGUUCAUAUUGUUUAAAUUGAACUUUAUUUACAUCAAAAUCAUUCAAAAAUACAACUAAAGUAUCUGUAAUGAUUUAAAACUUUAUCAUUGGUUAAACUAAAUAGGAUAACAACUUCUGAAUGUGAUAGAACUUAGCUAGUGCCAAUAAAAUUAUUAAUAUCAACAUAAAUCAUUACAAUUUUCCUUCAUAAAUUAUAUGAUAUUAUCAAAUUAUACUAACGAAUAUUAAACUUAUUUUAUCGAUUCGAUUUAAAAAUAUUAAUAUGAGGUUAAAUAUUAAUAAAUAUGGUUUAAGAAUAUAAUUUAAUUUACAUUGAUUUUAAAAUAAAAAACACAAUUUGGUAUGAAUAUUUGCAAGUGAUGUUCCAUUGAACAAUUAAACAAAUCUUUUUUAAAUAAAUUAAAAAUAUACCAGUUUAGAUUUAUCGAAUUUGUUUUUAUUGUUCAUUUUAUAUAAAAUACAAAUAUGUGAAUUUUCCCAUGUAACCCACCGCAGAUAUUCGUUAGUACAAUUUUUAAAUUUUAAUAUAACUUUUAAAUAUAACGAUUGUUGUACAUAAAGAAUGUAAGCUACGUAAAGAAAUUGGAAGUGUUUUUAUAAUUAGGUAUUUCUUAAAUGUAUUCACUAUUUAAAACAAAUCUCUAAAAUAGUGUGAAAUAAAAUAAUCUAUGAUCA